Molecule: messenger RNA, 2616 nt
Organism: Hemisphaericaspora subhashii
Lineage: Eukaryota; Fungi; Ascomycota; Pichiomycetes; Serinales; Debaryomycetaceae
Gene: SPO75
Product: Spo75p
Exons: 1
Coding region: 1-2616 (871 amino acids)
Cellular component (GO): plasma membrane
Molecular function (GO): calcium-activated cation channel activity
Source: RefSeq, a predicted model, not a curated record
AUGCUGACUAUAACUUCAUCAGAACAAUAUGAUUAUGGUGCUCUAACCAGGAGCUACAUGGGAAUAUUCAAUUCACAAAGGUUUUCCAGAUUUCUAAAUACAACACAAACUGGAGCCGCCCACUCCGCGUCAGGACUCGACUUUGGGCUAUUCAUGAAAACGCUAUUCACAUCAUUAUGUUUCUGUACUAUUCAAUUAACCCUAUUUUGUCUAUUUCGAUCAGUUUUUAAUUUCCUAUAUCAACCACGAUGUUUUUGUGUACCAAUCAAUGAAAGAAUGGAAUGUCUACCUAGAGGAUUUUUGAAUUGGAUAAUCCCAACAUUGAAGUCGAGCAUAAAUAAUUAUUUAUCACUUGGAUUAGAUGCAUACUUCUUUGUUAGAUAUAUCAGUGUUCUCCUGUUAUUCUUUUCAGUUUUAGGAACUUUGAAUAUGAUUAUUUUAAUACCGAUUAAUGCCACUGGAAGCAAUGCAGAGUAUUCAGCAACAGGGUUAGAUAAACUUAGUCUUUCCAAUAUUUCCAAUACCAAAGUCGCACGAUUAAAUGCCCAUUUCAUUAUGGGUCUUCUUACUAUUGGAUUCUUUCACUGGAUGAUAAUCUAUGAAUUCCAAUCUUUCGUAACCAUUAGGCAAUCGUAUCUUGUUUCCAAUACUCAUAGGAAUUCUAUCAUGGCAAGAACUCUUUUAAUAUCUAAUAUCCCAUACUAUUUACAAGAUGAUGGGAUUCUUAGGGAUCUUUUCAAGAUUGUUCCCGGAGGCAUCAAAAACUUUUGGGAAGUUUAUGAUUUUGAAAGAAUAGAUCAUGAAGUUAAAAAAGCAGAAUACGCCUUGAAUAUACUUGAACAAUCUCAAAUUUUGGUACUACGGAAAUACUAUAAUCAUAGAUAUGGACUUCUUGGUUUCAGAGACGGAUCCGUAGAAGAUGAGACCCAUGAUAUGCUUGACUUUUUGCACAAUCCCAAAAAUGAAAUUCUCUUCUAUCCUCCAAUAUACCUAGGGCUAGUUAAGGUACCGAAAUUCGACAGAAGUUUUAGAGUACAACUAGCAGGUUGGUUAAGAAUCUUUCGCUUCGAGAAGAAGCAUGUCAUGAAAGAUUGGGCAAUCCAGACAUUGCAGGACUGUAUUACAUGUAUUGACGAGGAAAAAUUAAAGUUAGCUAAUGGUCAAUUAAGAAAACAUAAUAAAACAUUUGUCGAGUUUACUACCCAAGAAGGUGCAUAUAUUGCCCAUCAAUGCUUGCUUUCACAAUCACAAGGUCAUCUAGACAAAACUUUAAUUGAGAUCAACCCUGCAGAUAUAAUUUGGAGAAACGUAUCAAGAAAUGACGGAGUUGCUUGCAAAUUCGAAAAAUACUUAGUUACUGUGGUCUUUAUAUGUAUAAUCAUCCUAUAUGUUAUUCCAGUUUCAUUAAUUGGAUUAGUAUCUCAGAUUCCAUUAUUGACUCAGUUAAUGCCAUUCCUUAAAUGGAUCUAUCAUUUCCCGGAAGAAGCAAGGGCCACAAUAUCGGGGUUUCUUCCUUCUAUAUUAUUGACAAUAUUGACUGAAAUCGUCAUGUAUACUUUUAGGUUUCUCACAUACUACAAAGGGAAGACAACUGGAUGUGAGGCUGAGCUAGAUUUGCAGAAAUGGUAUUUUGCAUUUCUAUUUGUUCAACAAUUUCUAGUGGUUACCAUUCUGUCAAGUGUUACUGUUAUCUGCCGACAAAUCAUCGAUCAACCUACUUCAAUUCCGGUGCUUCUUGCAACCAACCUACCAAAAUCGGCAACCUUUUUCUUUCAAUAUAUUUGCCUUAGGGCAUUUGCAUUUUGUGGAAACAAUUUCUUAAGAAUAGGACAGCUAACACUAAGCAAUACUUUAUAUAAGAUCAUUGAUAAUACACCAAGACGUAAGUUCAAGAGAGUUACCAGUUUACCAAAGAUUAAGUGGGGAACUACAUUUUCGGUAUAUUCAAUAUACGCAUGCAUCAGAAUAUCAUACUCAAUAGUAUCUCCAUUAAUUUCCAUUUUUAUAAUAUUUUUCUUAUGUCUUUCAAUCCUUUAUUACAAAUAUGCAUUGAAGUAUGUAUAUAGUCAUAUAAACGAAUCAGAAACUACGGGAAGGUUAUACCCAAUUGCAUUGCUCCAUUUGUAUACUGGAAUAUAUUGUCUUGAAUGUUGUUUGAUUGGUGUAUUUUUCCUUCUGAAGGAUAAGAAGGGUUCCUAUCCUAUGAGAACACACGGAUGGAUUAUGACAGGAAUAUUAUUUCUUACAAUAUUUACCAACACUUUAAUUUAUAACAGAUACAUUCCCCAUUUUUCGAACCUACCGAUUUUAUCGGAUAAAAUCUAUAAAGAAACUCCUCAGAAACAGGAUAACCAAGUAUGUGAUGAACCAGAUUCGACUUCAACGUAUUACCUGAAUAGGAAAUUGAUGUAUUUACAUCCCGCUUUCAAAUAUGAACCACCAAAAUUAUGGCUACCGAAAGAUCCUUUAGGGUUUACAGAAUUGCAAAUACAAGAAAUUGAAUCCAAAAUAGAUAGUUUACGAGAAGGACAAACAACUGGUGCACUGGUGACAUUUGUGAAACCUUUCCACACACUUAAACUACUAGUAUCUCAAGCUCCACCAGAUUAUAAAUAA